UCGGCCUAUAAUAAUUCAUACCAACUCUUUAUAUAUACCAAGACACUGAUCUACACUCAAAUCAAUCUCACUAAGUAGCUGCACUGCUAUUUCUUGGCUUCUUUCUUCCGAGCAACAUGGCUUCAAGAGCUCUGCUCCUCGCGCUAGCCUGUUUUCUUCUAGUUAACACUAAGGUUUCAUCACAACGGGACGAAGAAAUCCUUGUUGAGAAUGCGGCACUAGUCUCCCCCGGAAGUCCAAUUUACAAGAGUUCACCCCCACCCCCAUCACCAUCACCAUCACCACCCAAGUCCUCACCCCCACCUCCGUUGGUCAAGACUGCACCACCACCUCCUCCUGCGGUGGUCAAAACACCACCAUCACCGCCUCCGGUGGUCAAGACACCACCACCACCACCUCCCACUGCAAAACCACCAAGAAACAGACAAGAGUGCACUCCGCUGUGUGCAGUGAGGUGCAAGUUCCACUCAAGGCAGAACAUUUGCAUGAGAGCUUGCCUGACAUGCUGCGACAGAUGCAAAUGUGUUCCUCCAGGACAAUACGGCAACCACGACAAGUGCGGCAAAUGCUACGCCGGCAUGACCACACGGGGUGGCCGCCGCAAGUGCCCAUGAUCGGGAACCUUCCUUUCACUUCACAUUCAUUAUAUUCUCUCAUAGCAGCUACACAAAUUAAUGUUGUCUUGUCUGAGCUAAUUAAAUGUAUGCUACUUUGUGUCCCAAACAAAAACAUUAAUAAGUUUCCCUAAAGAUGUCAAUAAAUCUUUGUUUCUGUGUUUUGUCAAAUCUUCAUCUGUUGUACUUUUCCUUCCUUAGAAAUUCAUCUUAGAAUUGGUGUAA
Molecule: messenger RNA, 839 nt
Organism: Sesamum indicum (sesame)
Lineage: Eukaryota; Viridiplantae; Streptophyta; Magnoliopsida; Lamiales; Pedaliaceae
Source: RefSeq, a predicted model, not a curated record